Messenger RNA from Miscanthus lutarioriparius, 954 nucleotides. NCBI's taxonomy places the organism in Eukaryota, Viridiplantae, Streptophyta, Magnoliopsida, Poales, Poaceae. The record is from the annotation of a GenBank genome assembly.
AUGGCGCUCGGGCCGGUGCUGAUGAAGGUGCCGAAGAAGCGCGGGAGGCCGCGCAAGUACGGGCCGGACGGGAGCCUGAUCCGCCCGCUCAACGCCACGCCGAUCUCGGCGUCCGCGCCCAUGCCCACCGCCGUGGUGCCGGGGCAGUACACGCCGGCCUCCGCGGUGGGCGCCGCCAUGAAGCGCGGCAGGGGACGGCCCCUCGACUUCGCCGCCGCCGCCGCCAAGCAGCACCAGCAGCUCCACCACCACCAACACCAGCAGCAGCAGCAGUUCGGCUUCCACUUCAACUCCAUAGGUGACAUGGUGGCAUGUUCUGCUGGUGCUAAUUUCACUCCGCAUAUAAUUACCGUCGCUCCUGGUGAGGAUGUGACGAUGAAGGUUAUAUCAUUUUCCCAACAAGGACCACGAGCCAUCUGUAUUCUCUCAGCAAACGGUGUGAUAUCGAACGUUACACUUCGUCAGCCUGAUUCCUCUGGUGGCACGUUAACUUAUGAGGGACGCUUUGAGUUGCUGUCCUUGUCUGGGUCCUUUAUGCCCACUGAAAACAGCGGAACACGAAAUCGAUCAGGUGGGAUGAGCGUGUCUCUUGCGAGCCCAGACGGCCGUGUUGUCGGUGGCGGAGUUGCCGGCCUGCUGGUGGCAGCAAGUCCUGUUCAGAUUGUGGUUGGGAGCUUCCUGCCAAGCUACCAGAUGGAGCAGAAGAACAAGAAGCCGCGGGUGGACGCGGCGCCCACCACCGUCCCGCAAACGCCUCCCGCGGUCCCGAUCUCAAGCGCGGACACCCACAGCAGCGAGCAAGGGCAGCAGAGCUCCGCGGCCCAGAGAGGGAUGACCUCAGGAGGAGCCUAUGGUGCGGACCAGAGCUGGGCAUCCCCUGUGCAGCAGCCGAUGGCUGAGGUGUCCAGGACGCCAUCGUCAGGGGACCUGAAGAUGACCGCGUCCGGAUCAUGA